Molecule: messenger RNA, 180 nt
Organism: Penicillium vulpinum
Lineage: Eukaryota; Fungi; Ascomycota; Eurotiomycetes; Eurotiales; Aspergillaceae
Exons: 2
Coding region: 1-180 (59 amino acids)
Source: RefSeq, a predicted model, not a curated record
AUGACCGGACCUCGAGUAGCGGGGAUUAUAUCCAGUUGCAACGCAUAUGGUGUGGCCCAGGAUGGUGAUCGGUGUGCGGUGUUCGCCACUCGCAACAAGAUCACGGUUUACCAGCUUUGUGAGGAAUUUCCCGCUUUUAAUAUGGAUUUUCACCUUGAUAUUAACCAUUUACAUAUAUAA